This is a messenger RNA of Venustampulla echinocandica, 753 nucleotides long. Its product is annotated as SGNH hydrolase. The record is from RefSeq and is a predicted model, not a curated record. Gene Ontology annotation, molecular function: hydrolase activity, acting on ester bonds. The transcript is spliced from 2 exons. Bases 1 to 753 code for a protein of 250 amino acids. Lineage: Eukaryota; Fungi; Ascomycota; Leotiomycetes; Helotiales; Pleuroascaceae.
AUGGCUGCUCCAGCAGAGAAUGCCAUCUUAAAGCGUGCCACACCUACGGUAUAUCUUGCUGGCGAUUCCACCAUGGCCAAAGGCGGCGGAGGAAGUCUCACUGAUGGUUGGGGUGUCUACCUGCCAUACUCCUUUACAGGCGUAAAUGUUGUCAAUUCCGCAAUUGCUGGACGCUCCGCGCGCAGCUUCUCCGACGAAGGCCGAUUUAAAGCAAUCGCAGAUAAAGUUAUAGCUGGGGAUUUUGUGAUUAUAGAAUUCGGGCACAACGAUGGUGGCUCACUCUCCUCUACCGAUAAUGGCCGGACCGACUGUGGUGGUGCAGGCUCCGAGACAUGCACCACUCCCGCCGGCGUCGUGGUGCAAACUUACCCUACCUACUUAACCAAUGCGGCGAAAUUGAUUACCGCCAAAGGCGCACGCGUUAUUAUAAGCUCUCCGACUCCAAAUAAUGUCUGCGAGGGUGGGCCAUGUUCAUAUUCCGCGAGCAGGUUCACGGGAUAUUGCAAGAUAGUUGUGGGCAACGUUGGCAAUAUGGCGGCGUUUGUGGACCACGGACAACUUGUGGCGAAUGAGUAUAUUCGUCUGGGGACCAAUGCUACCAAUUCCUUUUAUCCGAAAGACCAUACUCAUACAAGUCCCAAGGGCGCGGAAGUAGUUUCGGCACAGUUUGUUAAGGGGUUGCUGUGUGGGGGCAGCCCGUUGGCAGCUUAUGUGAAGAAUUCGACCGCCAGCAUACCAGGGAAAUGUGUUUAG